Mus pahari (shrew mouse) is the source of this 6271-nucleotide messenger RNA. It is a transcript of the gene Cdh12, whose product is annotated as cadherin 12. NCBI's taxonomy places the organism in Eukaryota, Metazoa, Chordata, Mammalia, Rodentia, Muridae. Gene Ontology annotation, molecular function: calcium ion binding; cadherin binding. The transcript has 10 exons. Gene Ontology annotation, cellular component: plasma membrane; catenin complex; adherens junction. The coding region runs from base 90 to 2009 and encodes 639 amino acids. The record is from RefSeq and is a predicted model, not a curated record. Gene Ontology annotation, biological process: cell-cell junction assembly; homophilic cell-cell adhesion; adherens junction organization.
CAACAGACUUUAGCCACAGAGCCAAAAGAAAAUGUUAUCCGCCUUUUGGGGAGACGAUCCCAUUUCCAACGAGUUAAACGUGGCUGGGUAUGGAAUCAGUUUUUUGUGCUGGAAGAGUACAUGGGCUCCGAACCUCAAUAUGUGGGGAAGGUGCGUAUGUGCUCCAGGUGAAGGCCACAGAUGCAGAUGAUCCUACCUAUGGGAACAGUGCCAGAGUUGUUUACAGCAUCCUUCAGGGGCAACCUUAUUUCUCUAUUGAUCCCAAGACAGGUGUCAUCAAAACAGCUUUGCCAAACAUGGACAGAGAAGUCAAGGAGCAGUACCAGGUCCUCAUCCAAGCGAAGGACAUGGGAGGACAGCUUGGAGGACUAGCUGGAACGACCAUUGUCAACAUCACCCUCACCGAUGUCAAUGACAACCCACCUCGAUUCCCAAAAAGCAUCUUCCAUCUGAAAGUUCCCGAGUCUUCCCCUGUUGGCUCAGCUAUUGGAAGAAUAAGAGCAGUAGAUCCCGAUUUUGGAAAAAAUGCAGAAAUUGAAUACAACAUUGUUCCAGGAGAUGGGGGAAAUUUGUUUGACAUUGUCACAGAUGAGGAUACACAAGAAGGAAUCAUCAAAUUGAAAAAGCCUUUAGAUUUUGAAACCAAGAAGGCAUAUACUUUUAAAGUAGAGGCCUCCAACCUUCACCUUGACCACCGCUUUCACUCUGCUGGGCCAUUUAAGGAUACUGCUACAGUAAAAAUUAGUGUACUGGAUGUGGACGAGCCACCAGUGUUCAGCAAACCACUGUACACCAUGGAGGUUUAUGAAGACACUCCUGUGGGGACCAUCAUCGGAGCCGUCACAGCACAAGACCUUGAUGUGGGCAGUAGUGCUGUUAGGUACUUCAUAGAUUGGAAGAGUGAUGGGGAGAGCUACUUUACAAUAGAUGGAACGGAAGGAACCAUCGCCACUAAUGAAUUACUAGACAGAGAGAACACGGCACAGUAUAAUUUCUCCAUAAUUGCAAGUAAAGUUAGUAACCCAUUAUUAACUAGCAAAGUUAAUAUACUAAUUAAUGUCCUAGAUGUCAAUGAAUUUCCUCCGGAAAUAUCUGUGCCAUAUGAGACAGCUGUAUGUGAGAAUGCCAAACCAGGACAGAUAAUUCAAAUAGUUGGUGCUGUAGACCGAGAUCUCUCACCUGCUGGGCAGAAAUUCUCCUUUAGAUUAGCACCAGAGGCUGUCAUCAAACCAAAUUUUACAGUUCAUGACUUCAGAAACAACACAGCUGGAAUCGAAACCCGAAGAAAUGGCUACAGCCGCAGGCAGCAAGAGUUGUAUUUCCUUCCCAUUGUAAUAGAAGACAGUAGUUAUCCUGUCCAGAGCAGCACGAAUACAAUGACUAUUCGUGUUUGUAGAUGUGAUUCGGAUGGGACCAUCCUGUCUUGCAACGUGGAAGCCAUUUUUCUACCUGUAGGACUCAGCACUGGAGCUUUGAUUGCAAUCCUACUAUGCAUUGUUAUACUCUUAGCUAUUGUUGUGCUGUAUGUAGCACUGAGGAGGCAGAGGAAGAAAGACACCCUUAUGACUUCUAAAGAAGACAUCAGAGACAAUGUCAUCCAUUAUGAUGAUGAAGGAGGCGGGGAGGAGGACACCCAGGCCUUUGACAUCGGGGCUCUGAGAAAUCCCAAGGUGAUCGAAGAGAACAAAAUUCGAAGGGAUAUAAAACCAGACUCCCUCUGUUUAUCUCGUCAGAGACCACAAGUGGAAGACAACACAGACAUAAGGGAUUUUAUUCACCGAAGGCUACAGGAAAAUGAUGCAGAUCCAGCUGCCCCGCCAUACGAUUCCUUGGCCACUUAUGCGUAUGAGGGUAAUGGGUCAGUGGCAGAGUCACUCAGCUCCAUAGACUCUCUCACCACGGAAGCGGAUCAGGACUAUGACUAUCUCUCAGACUGGGGACCACGCUUUAAGGUCUUGGCAGACAUGUUUGGAGAAGAAGAGAGUUACAACCCCGACAAUGUUACCUAGGGAAGUAGGAAGGCUGAUACACAUCUAGAGGAGAAAGUUUUGACAAAAAUAACACAGAUAAAACACACACACACACACACACACACACACACACACUCCCAGAUUUUGCAGGACAAGACAUUUUUGAUUAUCCAGUUUCUAACAAGUUGCUCUAUUUAUCAUAUUGUCAUUUUGGUUUAUUCUGUAGCCACAAGGUAGAUCCUAUAAUAUGUACUUGCUUUGUUUUGUUUUGUUAUUUCAGAAAUACACUGAGACAAGCUCAGGCCUAUUAAAUGCAAUUCACUGACAUGACAACCUAGAAUGAAGAUAGCUAUGUGGCGUCACAGUGGAAGAGUGUGUGAUUUUUCUUAAUUCCACUAAAGUGCCUAUUGAAACUCUUAUCCUUGUAGUGGUGUUCAUAACACUCUGCUGUGAUGGCUUGGCAGGAGAGAGAAAUAAGGAGGAAGAAAGCAAACAGUGUCUCUACAUCAAGGAGCAAUAGUGACAAGCUGACUCUCAUUUCCUUUAAGAACAGAGAGUACUUCCCGAACUCCAUCUUCUUAUAAGGCAAAGCUUUUCCUUUUGUAAAUUGUAAACUAAAACAGAAAGGCUUUUCCGAUCCUUUCAGAAACUGGGAUAAAUUAGACAUUAUUAAAUUCCAUAUGUAAGUUAUGAUUUCUAAGAGCAAUGCUUAAGUCAUAGCAUUCGCUCAUGUGAAAGAUGUUAAUUAAGCUGUUAGUUUUUCCAAUAAAAAAAAAAAAAGACAAAUAAAAUAUACAGAAGGAAACAAAAAGAAUCCCUCUUUAUAAAGAGAGGCAUCAGGGCUCAAAUUCCAACAUCAAAUAAAUAUCAGUUUGUUUAAUUCUAUGCUGGUAUAUGGACAUUGGUUUUAAGAAGUCAUUAAAUAAGUUAAGCUUUCAGUCAUAGAUAAAAUUUCAGCUUGUGUUUCUACGGAAAUUUCUGAAAGGAAAUAUUAAUUUAAACAUGAGAAAAAUUCAACAUGGUCAUUCUCAGAGUUUCUAUCUAGUGGUUCUUUGAUAAGCGAUUCAAACAAAAUGCAUAUCAAAUACUGUAAUGUAUAACAAGUAUAUUUGCUUGUUCUAUACUACUGAACAAAUAAGUCAGGGACCUCAAAAAUAAAACCAAUGACUAAAAUCCCAAAGGGAGCAAAACUUCAAUGCCAGGCAGCUGACUCACUUUCCCUAGUGAUGUGGAUUUUAACAUUGUGAACUCAGCUAUUGUAUCAGCUCAGAGUCACCUCUUCAUGAUCUCAUUUACAAAUAUCCUCAUGUAAAUUACUCCUUAUAACUCUUCAGAUAAAAUGUCUCCAGUUUAUAGAAAUGUCUAAGUGAUGAUAGAAUUUAUAACUAUAUUAGUAAUAAACAUAGUUCAAAUCAAUUCCAUAGGGAUUAUACAUUUAGACAUUCACAGGAUACAACAAAUGCAAAUUUGCCACAAAGUAACAGCUAUUCUUAACAAUGUAGUUGGAAUAAUGAACAACUUCUACCUAUGAACACAUUGGAAAAAAUUAAAGAGCUGUGAAUCACAUAUUGCUAAUGUCUAGUUUUAGGAUACAUUUCUGUGAAUAUCAUUAUUAUUUGUGAGGCCAUGAAGAUAAAACUCACACUAUGGAAUCUAAGAAAUUUACAAAAUUAGAUAACUUAAUUUUAGGCAUAUUCUAAAAUGCAUAUUUGAAAUUAUUUAUGGUAUAGAAAUAUGCCCCCUUGUUUCUGUGUUCACCAUUUUUAGACUCAUUUUCUCCCUUUUGGAAUGGGAGAUUUAACUUUCGUUUUCAGUCAUCACUCCAUACCUUUCUUGUUCCAAGUUUCAUGUAAUAAAUAAAUGUAUUCAGUAUUUUAUAUUUGAGAAAAAUCACUGCUUUAAAAAUCUUAUAAUUGCCAUGCUAGAGAAGAAAAAAAUUAAUGACUUGUUUCUUAUUUCAUUGUGUAUAGAUAAUGUCUUCUUGAAGAAGACCGCACCCUAUCAAGACCUGAUUCUUGUCAAACACUAUUACACUUUGUAUCUUGAGAGGAAAUAAAAUGACCUUUUCAUGAAGUUGCUAGCAAAAGCCAUGAUAACCUGGAGAUUUGAGAGGCUGGUGGUUUCAAACUAUGAAGAUUGUAAAAUAUGCAAUGUGUGGCUCUUAGUUCUCAUCACACUCAUAUUUUUGUAAUACCCUACAUUACUUCAUCAGCUCAAAACAGAUGUUCACAGGCAAAGUGAAUAGCAACAGUUUAUUUCCUCAGCUCUGAUGGCUCUCCUGGUCAUGAUGAGCAUCACCUUUUCUUUCCCACUUGUUCUCAUUUCUGUGCUUAUUUAUGUUUCUCUUCUCAUAAGGGCAAUCUUCAUAUUAGAGCAGCAUCUACCCACAGGUCCUCUGUUUGCCUUGUUUAAUAAUAACGGCCUUACCACCAAAUCCUAUUUGGUUUGGUACUACCGCAUGUGGAUUCAUGCAAUCCCAAUCUCAAUAUAUUAACAAUGUUUAUUUUCUAAAUAGCAUUUUACUUACAGUAACCAAUGAAAGAAACAUAAAGAUAAACAAGAAGAAUGAUAAAAGUAAAAUAUGAUGUGGAAAGAUCCUUUGGUGCUUAUAAUUAGAGGAACUAUGAUAUCUUUUAGGAUACUGAAAGGAAACAGCCCAAUAUUUCAAUACCUGUAAUUCCUUGGGAUGUUUUUCAUUCAUAAAACAGGUGUUGACCUUCAUUCAAGCAUUAAGCAAUAUAAAAAUGUUUAAAAUUUGUAUGAAUGAUUUUAGCUAUAUACAAACAGCAAUUUUGUUAUUGGCUUGCAUGUCUAUCUUUAUAGAGAUACAUAUGUACAUAUAUAUAACUUAUAUGUUGCCUUCAAUGCUACUCAAAGAAGUGUAUAGUCAGCAUCCAAAAGUGAAGCAGUGUUGAUUGAUGUACUAAAGAUAAUCUGUGUGUUUUGAACCCUUUCCCCCUUUGACUGAAAACGUCCUAUGGAUCAAAUUCCUUGGCCUUCAUUCUUUUAUUUUCUUUAGUAAAUCCAGUUUCCUAUAUUCAGUGUUGUGUACAAUUAAUCUGAAAUUUUCUUGUCAUUAAAUUACAGUAAUGGUAAAGGUAUAUCAAAUAUCUUACCUACAGACUAUGCUAAUUUUAAAUGCAAAAAAAAAGAUCAUAAUACAUAUUUUUGACUCAUGUAGGGAUUUGAUUGAUCAUGUAUCAAAAAUCACUAGUUCUACUUAGAAAACCACACAGUUAAUUUUUAUCAAUAUACCUGAAAAUUCUUCAGUAAAAUCAAAAGAUAAAGAAGUGUACAGGAAGAGAGAAAAAGGAUCCUAAAAUACAUGACUGCAGGUAUUGUGUGAAGAUGUUCUCUUUCCUUAAAUACUAUGCUAAAAUUUUAACACUUGUAGAAAAUCUAGGGUUGAUAUGCAAUACCAUGGUGCAGUAGUUAAUUUGCACAAGCUCUGGGUUCUGUCCCAGGAGCCAAAAAUACCAAAAAAAAGAAAAAAAUUAUGGUGAUAAUAAUAAACAGAAACCUAAAGCAGAUGUACAUAUGAAAACAUGCUAUUUUAGUGGAUCCAUGACUAAACCUAUUUCCAAUAACAGAGGUGUUUUACUUAUUAGCCUCUUUAUAUUACUAGAAAAAAGACUGACUGCAUAACAGAAGAUUGUUUACAUAAGAUCCUUUACUUAAUCAUUUUUCUCCUUAGCCUUUAAAUUGUGCCAGUUUGGCUGGCUGCCCAAAACUUAUUCAGAACCAUUGUUUCCUCCAUUCAUUAAAAUCAUUUUGAGGGAAUAAGAAAUUGCUCAGCUUUAAAAGAACCUGCUGCUCUACAAAAGGAUCUGUGUUCAUUUCCAGAACUCGCAUCAAAAUGGCUCAGAGCUGUCAGUAAGUCCCAUACAAAAGGGAGUUUAUACUCCUGAGAUUAAAAGACACCUGGCUAGAUAGACAUAUGCAGAUAACUGCAUCUGGAUAAACACAUAUGCAUGUGAUUGAAAAUAAAAAAAAAUAGUUGGAAAAGUUUAUUUUCUCUCAUAUUCUAUCAUCAACUCAUUGGUGAAAGAGAAGGGUGCUUGUAUCCAAAAUUAAUCAAAGGACAUGCAAUAUUGUGUAUGGGGCUAUUAAUCAUUUUCCUACUCUCAGUAUUAAGAAGUUUCAUGUUAAGUCAGAAUGCAUCUUUUGCUAUUCUCAUGAUUCAAUAAUCACUCAUACUUUUAGUAAGGGGGUUGCCACUCUGUGAAAUUUUCCUUUAUUCUUUCUGGUAGAUUUUGUGUUUUAUCUUUUUUUGUAAUUUUAAUUCUUGGUUUAUUGCAUAU